AUGAAAGUAUUUCAAUUUCAUAGUGAUUCAGAAAAGAAUCACGAAAAACCCACAACGAGAAUUAAACCAACAAUCAAACCGAUAGUAAUAUCACCAAAUGAGUACGAUGAAAAGAGAGGCUACGCGCACCAGAACAUGGAACCCGACUUCUGGAAAACGAGAGCCGAAGAAACAGCACGACAACACGACUCGGAACGACAAUUAUACCAAGAAACAUUCAUCGAAAACAACAAACUAAAACAAGAAGUCGCUCGCCUCGAUCGUUGGGUUGUUCACUUGCAAGAUGCGAACGAGCAGGCCGCGCAAGAUCUAAUAAAGAACCUGGACACGAUCGAUGAAUUGAAGAUAGAAUGGGAAGAAGCAUGUAAGAAUUUAUGUCAUGUGAGUGCACAUCGAGAACUUGUGACAGAAAACGAAGUGCUGCAAAAACGGGUGAAAGAGCUGCAGAAAGUUAUUACGGAUUAUAACAAGUCUCGUAGAAUAUCUGAGCAACAGCAGCAACAAAAGAAUGCUGAAAAUAAAAGUAGGCUCGCUAAUCAUAAAAAUAAUAAGAACAAUUCUUAUAGUCUAGAACAACUUAAAAUCGAUAUAGAGAAUUUGGCAAUUGCAUUACGUAAGACGACCUCGCUACAAAAUAGUGGUUUCGUAAUCAACGAAGAAGCAGCAAAACAAUUGCUUGAUCAGUACGACGUGAAAUAUUAUCCAGGCGAACAUUUACCCAGGAAUCUAAUUAGUGCAGCUUUACAACGUCGUAUAAUCGAGACAGUAUUAAAUGGAAUGAACACUCAUUUCAACUAUUCUGUCCGCUCGAACGAUAAUUCAGCAAUUGACUGGAGUACACAACUACUCCGCCGCAAGUCAAGAUCCAAAGACCACUCGAAAUCAUCAAAAAAAGAAAACGGGAUAGAUCGACAAAUAGUAUCCACAAUGGAAAUACUGGCCGAACAAUUCACCGUAUUCUCGAAAACAAAUCCAGACGCAAAACUUUUGUCGGACGACUCGAAAAUACAAUUGCGACAAUUGAUCUUCAAUUUACUCGGUUCUCGCACUUUCGAAACAUCCGAUUCGUUGAUUAUCGAUUCAAUAUGUGCAGAGAUUCUUGAAGGAUUAGAAGAAAUUCGCACAAUUCCAUCCAGCAAGCAACGCGUUCUGUUAAAAAAACAGGACGAACAAACGAUACGACAAUGUAUUUCCACUCUAUUCUUUAAGCUUGCCGCGCAACAUCCUAAACUGCAUAUCGAAUGGCUGCAAAAGCGAACUCCUGUCGAUGAAUCCAUAAUGGAUUUAACUUGGAUUGACGACGACGAGUCGAUCGAAAUUUGCUCUUUUCCAUUGAUUAAGGUGACAGAGACUGGUGAAAUUGUGUUCAAAGCACAUGUUGAGGCUUCUUCGGAAGGAACGAAAUGUGGCGAUGACAAUAAAGUUGCUGAAACCAAAUCAAUCAUCACAGGUGUAUCUCAAUUUACCGAAGAGCCAGUGUCAAUUAAACCAACUACAGAAGCUCCUAAAAAAAAAAAAGAACCGGUUCAUGUUGCCAAAAUAAUCAUCCCCAAAACGACCUCCAAAACAACAAUUCCAAAAUCUUCAUUAACAUCCUCAAUGACAACAAGCAAAAAAGAAUCGGUUCAUGUCGCAAAAAUAAUAAAACCCAAAACGACCUCCAAAACAAUAAUUCCAAAAUCUUCAUCAACACCCUCGAUAACGACAAAACCAACGACACCAACAGUACCAAGAAAAGCUGCUGACUCCUCGUCUUCUCGACGACAAUCAACAUAUAUGGGAAGUUUGGCAUCGUGGGCUACAUCAUAUGUUCCGCCAGUUGUUCAAACCACUGUUCAAACAAAUAUCACGAAAAUAGUUCCCACGUCUGUUCAAUCGAAAUUCGAUCAAUAUCUUCCCAUGCACUCUGAAAAUUUAGCCUGGAUUUAUCAAUGUGAUUUACAUACACGUAUAAAUAUCGCCGAUAAUCAAAGGAUUUGUGUCUCGUGA
Ambispora gerdemannii is the source of this 1989-nucleotide messenger RNA. The record is from the annotation of a GenBank genome assembly. Lineage: Eukaryota; Fungi; Glomeromycota; Glomeromycetes; Archaeosporales; Ambisporaceae.